Messenger RNA from Manihot esculenta (cassava), 2379 nucleotides. Its product is annotated as vacuolar protein-sorting-associated protein 33 homolog. Gene Ontology annotation, cellular component: CORVET complex; vacuole. The record is from RefSeq and is a predicted model, not a curated record. The transcript has 23 exons. Gene Ontology annotation, biological process: intracellular protein transport; vesicle-mediated transport. NCBI's taxonomy places the organism in Eukaryota, Viridiplantae, Streptophyta, Magnoliopsida, Malpighiales, Euphorbiaceae. Bases 341 to 2134 code for a protein of 597 amino acids.
AAUUUUGUGCUGGAGUAUUUAACUGUCGUGUACAAUUACAAACACACAGAGAAGAAGAUCACCACCAUCAAAAAGCUUUGAAACCACUGUCAUUGUGUUCACCAUUGCCAUUCUCCCUCACUGUCGCCGGCACCGCUGCUUUCUUUCAUCACUUUGAAGUCAUCACCGUCGCUUUUUAGAUUCAACUGAACCUCUCCCACUUUUACUCCUUAAAAUAAUCGUUAUAGAGUUUCGCGAUCUUCACCGGCCCGAAAAUUACCUAAUCUAAGGGUUUCAGUUAGGGAGGGAUUCAAUUCCCAUAGAUUGAGAGACGAAUAUUUGGCUUCAUUUUCUAACUUAAAUGGCUCAGAUUCCAAACUUAGAUAACUCUCCUCUGAAUCUCAAAUCCCUAAGGGAACUGUCUCAAAGAGAGCUCGUAAAUAUCCUCAAGAAUAUUCGGGGAAAGAAGUGCUUGGUGAUUGAUCCAAAGCUUAGUGGCUCUCUUUCAUUGAUCAUCCAGACAUCAAUUUUAAGGGAACAUGGUGUUGAACUGCGGCAUCUUUCAGCAGACCCAAUUCAAACUGAUUGCACCAAGGUGGUCUACCUAGUUCGUUCUCGGUUUAAUUUGAUGAGAUGCAUAUGCUCACAUGUUCAUAAUGAUACAUCUAAAGGACUUGAGAGGGAGUAUUAUAUUUACUUCGUACCUCGCCGUGAGGUUGUUUGCGAGAAGGUGCUUGAGGAAGAGAAAGUUCAUCACUUGAUGACCAUAGGAGAAUUCCCCCUCUACAUUGUUCCGUUGGAUGAGGAUAUAUUAUCAUUUGAACUUGAUUUCACUAACAAAGAUUGCCAAGUUGAUGGUGAUACAAGCUCCCUUUGGCAUAUUGCUAAGGCCAUUCACAAGCUUGAGUCUUCUUUUGGAGUGAUACCACAUGUGAGGGCCAAAGGCAAAGCAUCAGUACGUGUUGCUGACAUUCUCAGUCACAUGCAAACAGAAGAACCAGUCAACUCCUCUGAUAUGGGUGUUCCAGAGAUAAAUACAGUCAUCCUUCUGGAUAGGGAGGUGGACAUGGUUACUCCUAUGUGUUCUCAAUUAACAUAUGAAGGGUUACUGGAUGAGUUUUUGCAUAUCAAUAAUGGUUCUGUGGAGCUUGAUGCAUCGAUAAUGGGCGCACAACAACAAGAGGGAAAAAAGAUGAAAGUUCCACUGAAUUCAAGUGACAAGUUGUUCAAGGAGAUCAGGGAUCUCAAUUUUGAAGUCGUUGUCCAGGUCCUGCGGCAAAAAGCAACAUCUAUGAAGCAGGACUACACAGAGAUGACAACAACAAACCAGACAGUUUCUGAGUUGAAGGAUUUUGUUAAAAAGCUCAACUCAUUGCCAGAAAUGACUAGGCAUAUAAAUCUUGCACAGCAUCUGUCAACAUUCACAUCCAAGCCAUCCUUUCUAGCAAGGCUUGACAUGGAACAUACUAUUGUUGAGGCUCAGAGCUAUGACAUAUGCUUUGAGCACAUUGAAGAAUUAAUCCAUAAGCAGGAACCUCUUGUCAGUGUUCUGCGGCUGCUCAUCUUGCUUUCUGUUACAAGCUCAGGGUUGCCCAAAAAGCAUUUUGAUUAUUUGAGGAGGGAGCUACUCCACAGCUAUGGGUUUGAGCACAUGGCAACUUUGAAUAAUUUAGAAAAAGCUGGAUUGCUUAAAAAGCAGGAAACCAAGAGCAACUGGCUGACAGUGAAGCGCGCCCUACAACUUGUGGUUGAAGAUACUGAUACUGCCAACCCAAAUGACAUUUCCUAUGUCUUUUCUGGAUAUGCACCACUGAGUAUCCGUCUUGUUCAGCAUGCUGUUCGAUCUGGAUGGCGUCCUAUGGAAGAAAUUUUGAAGAUGUUGCCAGGACCACACUCAGAAACAAAGAGAACUGGAGUUCUAAGCAGUCCAUCUUCUGACACACUGUACAGAGCUUCUGAAGCUGCAGACAGAUUAGCUGAUGGAAGGCGCGCCCUUGUACUUGUUGUAUUCAUCGGAGGGGUUACGUUUGCAGAAAUUUCUGCUCUCCGAUAUCUCAGUGCUCAGGAAGGGAUGGCAUAUGAUUUGAUCAUAGGAACAACAAAUAUUGUCAAUGGAAAUACCUUGGCAGAAGCAUAUGUGGAGCGUUUUGGUUGAUUUUAAAUUGCCAUUUAUCUCAUCCUGAGGUGAAAAUUGAUUGGCAGCUUGUGGAGCUGGAAAGCGAGACUGGUUAACAGCAGUAUCAGAACACUUGUGGGAGAUUUUGAAGUUAUUUAUGGUGUGAAACUGUCCCCUUCAUGGUGUUGAACUUAACUAAUGCUAAAAUUUCAAAUAUAUAUCUUUGAAUUGAAAAACACAUUUAAAAGAUUGAACAAUAAAUUUAUUUAUAUGUUUAAUUUUAA